CAGAUGUUACACCAGCUUCGUUUACGGGAAAACGUUCAGAUAAAGGAAAAACACCAAAAAAGCAUCAAAAGCGAAACCCAGUCGCAGAGGACGUGGUUCAGAAGGCGCUGGAAGAAGUCAAGUGCGGUACCCUGACCUAUUAUGCGGCAGCGCUGAAAUAUGGGAUUCCUCGCACAACACUUCAAUACCGCCUUAGCGAUGUAUACAAACAUAAGGGAUCGCGUGGACCUUAUACGGUACUGACAUCGGCUGAGGAAGAGGAAAUCGUCAGUUGGCUGAAGGACAAAGAACGAAAGGGUCACCCAAUAACUCAGAAUACUAUUCAAAGCAAGGUCACCAGUUUUCUGAAAGCGCAUCCGAGAGUGACGCCUUUCAAAGACGAUACGCCUGGAAAAACAUGGAUCAAAUUGUUUUUGAAACGCCACCAAGAUCUGGACCUACGAAGUCCCGAGUCGGUGAGCUUGAGCAACUCCAAAGAGACCGAAAAGCAGAUAAGGCUUUGGUUCAACAAAGUGCACAGUUACCUACUUGAAAACAAUAUGGCGGAAAUUCUCGACAAUCCAUCUCGAGUUCUCAACGGCGACGAAUCCAGCUUCAGUUUGAGCCGCACGCCUAGAAAAGUCGUUGUGUCGGCCGGAAAUAAAAGCGUGUCAUUCGAAGAAACCCCCAACAGCAUGCUGAAUGUAACGGUUAUGUUCACUUUUGCGGCGGACGGAAGCGUGUUCCCCCCUGGCAUCGUUCUGCCGGGAAAGCGCGUUAGCCCAGAUAUAGUCCAAUCCGUCCCGACCGAUUGGGGAUUGGGAACCUCGGGUACCGGUUGGAUGGAUACCUGCAACUUUGUCAAGUACAUAAGAACAGUACUGUUACCAGCACUGAAAAAGAAACGAACCAAAUUCCCUGUCAUCUACUUCUUGGAUGGUCACAAAACGCAUACUGCUUUAGAGGCUGCGGAUGAGUGCAAUAAGCUGGGCAUCAUUUUGAUGGGCCGGAUCCCUAACGCCAGUCGAAUCCUUCACCCGGCGGACGUGGCAAUUUUUUGGCCGCUCAAAUCGAGCUGGGGCGAUUUCGUUGAUGCUUGGCGGAAUACGCAUGACAACAUGGAACUGACCACGGUUACAUUUGGACCACUGUUGAGAGAGGCAAUGGAGCUGACUUUCAAUGAAAAGACUAUAACCAGUGGAUUUGCAACUUGUGGUCUGUUUCCGUUCAACCAGGAUGCUGUUAACUACUCCAAAUAUUUAGCAGAAAGCUCGGAGAACGGACUGAGUGAUGGUGUUACAGAAACUGGAGAUUCCCGUGACCCUGUGAUGAACAGUUCAUAUUCUGGCUGUAGUGUUUACAGUAAAGACGCACAACCAGACAAAGAUGAGACGAUGAACGAGGUGUCAAGUCUGGAAUCAACACCGCCGGCCUUUAUCGAAGUCGACGUCAAAGUGGAGCAGUUAAGCGAAAUGGAUCCCAAUGUAACGGAGAAUUGCAGCGAUUGUCCCGAUUCCGAUAAGCUGAUGUACCAGGAGAGCAGCCAUAAAGGUACAUAG
Messenger RNA from Aedes albopictus (Asian tiger mosquito), 1538 nucleotides. RefSeq lists its product as uncharacterized. Gene Ontology annotation, cellular component: nucleus. The transcript has 5 exons. Gene Ontology annotation, molecular function: DNA binding. NCBI's taxonomy places the organism in Eukaryota, Metazoa, Arthropoda, Insecta, Diptera, Culicidae. The coding region runs from base 540 to 1538 and encodes 332 amino acids. The record is from RefSeq and is a predicted model, not a curated record.